Molecule: messenger RNA, 1088 nt
Organism: Malus domestica (apple)
Lineage: Eukaryota; Viridiplantae; Streptophyta; Magnoliopsida; Rosales; Rosaceae
Source: RefSeq, a predicted model, not a curated record
GUUGGAUCCUCUACUCUCACAGUGUGCACAGCAAGUACAAGAGUCACAGCCAGAUUCCAAAAAUAGAAUAAAAAACAACCAAAAGAAAUUAAGAUUUUUGGGCGAUUAAAUUUAAAUUAAACUCAAUUUACGUGGGAUUAAUCAGCAAUGAAGGAUGGCGACGGCUUUCCAACAACGACUGCGGCCAGCAGCGGGAAGAAGGAGAGCUCGGAUUCGGGUCUAAUACUCGGGAAAGGCAGGUACAAGUUCUGGGCUUUGGCCGCGAUUUUGUUGCUCGCGUUCUGGUCCAUGUUCACCGGCACCGUCACGCUCCGGUGGUCCGCCGGCAACCUCAACCGCCUCUCCGACGACCUCGACUCCCGUAUUCACGACGAUCUCGACGUUCUUGAAAUGGAAGAGAGGGAGAAGGUGGUGAAGCACAUGUGGGAUGUGUACACUAAUAGCCGUCGGAUCAGAUUACCGAGGUUCUGGCAGGAAGCUUUUGAGGCUGCCUAUGAGGAGUUGACAAGUGACGUCCCUGGUGUUCGAGAGGAAGCCAUAACCGAGAUCGCUAAGAUGUCCGUCCGCUCUGUGGAUCUCGAUCCGCCUCCGGUGCAAUCUGCAAGCGCACGAGAAUUUAGUAAGACUUUGAAGCAAGCAGAGAGAGGUAGAGAACUGGUGACUUCUACAGGCAGUGGUCGAUGAUGUCUAGAUUAAUGUUGAGGACCAUCGUUCAAGUCUCCGUUAUCCUACAUUUACGACUGUGUGCUGCCCAGAGUCCGUUGAGUGGUAGUGAUGCGCACGGCCACACUCGGUUCUUGAUAUGUUUUUCAUAGGGCAAAACUAUAUAUUUGAUUAGGUUCUUAAAUGUUCCAGUUUUGGAUAUCAGAGUCUUGCCAUGUGUGUGGUGUUAGAGUAGAUGAGUUCAGAGUGCAGGAAUUUUGCUGUUGAUAUUCUCUUGUUUUUAUUUUUAUAACUUCAAUUAUUCAAGUGAGAGGAAUUUCUGAAGCAUAUUUUUCAUGUAAACUUAAAAAUGUUAGCAUGACUCCUUCAACAUGUUGCUUUGACAGAAUUGAUUGAAUUACAGUGGGACCCAAAGUUUGAUACUU